This is a messenger RNA of Hypomesus transpacificus, 2344 nucleotides long. It is a transcript of the gene wdr41, whose product is annotated as WD repeat domain 41. Gene Ontology annotation, cellular component: lysosomal membrane. The transcript is spliced from 14 exons. Lineage: Eukaryota; Metazoa; Chordata; Actinopteri; Osmeriformes; Osmeridae. The record is from RefSeq and is a predicted model, not a curated record. Bases 208 to 1560 code for a protein of 450 amino acids. Gene Ontology annotation, molecular function: protein binding. Gene Ontology annotation, biological process: regulation of autophagy.
CGUAGGCUUCCGUAGAUUACAGUCACAUGCAUUAGUUGUUUUGAUUUCUGCUUUCAGGAUUUUACGUCUCACAGCCCUGGGAUCAACAACAUUUCAAACCAGAUGUCAUGCUAUAGUCACCACGUUGCCUACUAGCCAACUACUAACCAAGGCAAAAAAGAGUUCACACCAAUGACAGGUGAACCAGGCUCGCCGUCCUAGAUAGACAUGUUGCGGUGGAUACUUGGUGGACGCGAUGCACAGGGUGCUGUCGAAAAAAGCCCCGCGCUGUUCAUUGGCGAGGAACAGCCCAAAAACCGGUUCACUGAGCUGCAGGUGCUGAAAGGACAUUUUGACAUUGUUCGAUUUCUGGUGCAGAUUGAUGACUUCAGGUGUGCCUCCGCAGGGGAUGAUGGCAUGGUACUGGUGUGGAAUAUUGAGACAGGAGAGCGUCUGCUGGAGCUGAGAGGUCACUCCCAGCAGAUCACAGCGAUGACGGCCUACAGCUGCGCCCGCGGAGACACAACACACACCUGUCUGAUCACCGCCUCGUCUGACCGCACCCUCAGUCUGUGGGACCCAGACACAGGCCACAGGGUCCAGACCAUCUCAGACCUGCAGUCUUCAGUCAAGUGUCUGCUAGUGCUGGAGCGUCUGUGCGUGUGGGUCUCCGGGGGCAACGAGCUGUGUGUGUGGAACAGAGAUUUCCAGCUGCAGUGCCAGAGCCAGCACCACAACGAUGCAGGAAUCACUGCCAUGAUUGAGCUACCGAAGAACUGUAUAGCAGCCGCCAUGGAUAAAGAGAUUGUCAUCUUCAGACUGAUGGUGUCUACUGAGUCCACUCUGUCCGUAGCCGAGUUCCGACGUCUGACCGACCACCAGGACAGCAUCCACGCCCUCAUCAACGUCAACGAUGGCUUGUUUGCCAGUGGCUCCCAUGUGGGUGAGCUCAUUGUGUGGGACGCCGUUGAUUGGACGAUCACAGCUUACGAGCACAUCUUGUGGGAGGAGUCAGUGGUUGAAGCCCAGACUGAGAUCCGAUUGGCCGCACCGAAGCCCAGUGAGAUGUCCAUCCAGCACUUGACCUCCAAUGGAAAGCUGAUCCUGGCAGCAGUAGGCGGUGGGCUGUAUGUGUAUAACGUCCUGACAAAGAGUGUGCUGGCCUACAGGAAGACGGCCCACGACUCCAAUGUGCUCCACACCUCCCUGAUGCCUGAUGGGGGGCUGAUGUCAUGCUCUGAGGACGGCAGUGUGAGGAUGUGGGAGAUGCAGGAGCUGCCGUUGCCUGCAGAACCUGCCUCUGCAGGGUUCUUUGGGAUGUGGUCGUUCGGGAGGUCCGGUAAGCAAGCGGGCCCUCCUGUGAAGAAGGUGAUGGAGUUUCCCAGCAUCCGAACCCUCGAUCUGACAGGCGAUCUGAUUGGACACUCCGGAGCUGUCCAGAUGUUUGUGAGCUUCGGGGAGAAGGGACUGGUGACGUGCUCCACAGACACUCUGCUGAUCGCGUGGAGGAACGGCGAGAGGCAGUCCCGCCUGCGCAGCCUGGCCCUGUUUCAGAAGCUGGAGGAGAACGGUGGGCUCUGACAGUACCCCUCCACACCCCCAAACGGCCCAGUCCCAACCCCUGUUCAAUCUACAGACACCUGUUCAAUCUACAGACACCUGUCCAAUCUACAGACACCUGUCCAAUCUACAAACACCUGUUUAAUCUAUAGACACCUGUCCAAUCUAUAGAUACCUGUCCAAUCUACAGACACCUGUCUAAUCUAUAGACACCUGUCCAAUCUACAGACUCUUGUCUAAUCUAGAGUCCCCAGAGUCUGAAGAGAGAUUAGCAUCUGAUAGUCACACUAAUCCACCUCUCCCUUAUUUAAUAUCCCGAUCUGUCACCAUGAGUUUUAUAACGUUUUAUGGUUUUACAGUAAACGGAAUGCCUCUAAGCGCCAAGUGUUCUUACGGUUUGAUGUUUAAGUAUUUAAAUGUUAUGAUGUACGGAAAGUGUCGAGUCUGUAUGAUGUAUGAUGUGAUUUUAUGCUUUUGUCAAAGGUUAAUUGUUGUUGUGCCAAAAGGUGUUAUGCAUGUGUGUAUGGUCUGUUUUCAUUGUGAAUUUACACGUGUGCCUGUUUGCAUUUUAAGUGAGCUUAUUUAGUUGACAGAUUCUAUUUUCCAUUUUGUACUCUUUAUUUUAAAACCCGGUGUUUUUACGGCACUGCCACAACAGUUUGACAGAUACUAGCUGUGGUUUACGACUUUGAAGGUUUGAAACAAAAGGUAAUUUGUGAUUUUAAACUUCUAUAGGAUUUUAGGAUUGAUGCAGAAACGUACGGAAAUUGCAUAUUAUUGGACGAAUAAAAACUUGCAUUCAAAA